UUUCUUUAAUUAUUCCUUCCUCAAAGGAAGGUUGAUGAUGUAGAUGAACAUAAAAGAAUGGAAUAAUGUCAUGCCUUUGUGAGGCAAAAGUAAGGAAGAUGUUACUAGAAAAUGACAGAGAGGUGGGAAUUCAGUACGUUGUGGAUAUGUCUUCCAAAUUUCAGACCUUAUCUUCUUUCCUAGUAAUAUGGGAGAAGGCAACACAAAACUCGGACCCCAUCUUUUUUUUUUUAUCAUCAAUUUUAUCUUAUAAUAAAACGAUGAUAAUUAUUGAUUGAUGAUAAAGGGUUGGGUUUUUGGAUAAAGCAACAAAAAGGGGAAUUAUCUAACUUUUAUGCUACAUUUAAUUAUAAACUAAGCUUUCCACGCAUAUAUAAAUAGCUUUUCAAGCGCACAUACUACGGUUGCAAUAUAUAAUACCUUUCUUCUUCUUCUCCUUCAGAUUGAUUCCAAUGGGAGAAUUGCAAGAAACUCAGCGUCUUUAUGUUGAUGAAGCUCAGAGUGGUUGUUGCAGAACGAUCAUGGAAGAUUGUGAAGCUUCAAUGGAGUCUUCCAUGGAGUUUAGUUCUGCAAAUUCUGAAGCAUCUUCUUCUUUGGAGAUGGUGGAAGAUGCCCUUUCUACAGUUUCGGAUUCUUCAUUAUCAUCAUCUUCUUCUUCAAAUGGACCUCUUUUUGAGCUAUCAGAGCUUAUGGUUCAUCUUCCGAUGAAGAGAGGGCUGUCUAAAUAUUAUGACGGCAAAUCAGAAUCUUUCACAUCUCUAGCAAGUGUUGAAAGAUUAGAAGAUUUAGCGAAGAGGGUUUGUCCAAUUAGAAAAAAGUUCAAAUCUUGCAAGAGUGUUGGAGGAGGAUUUGAUGGCCAUAAAUCCAUUGUCCCAAGAGCUACCUUAGCCAAGAAAGCUUCAAGAUCAAGAGGGAAAAGUAGUCUGAUCUGUGGUUCUAGGUCUGUAGUUUCUGUGAAUUGGCACUGAUUAUUUGCUACCCUUAAAUGACUUGACUUGUAAAUUUUCAAGCUCAUUUCUCCCCUCUUUUUUGUUCUUU
Messenger RNA from Cucurbita maxima (winter squash), 1038 nucleotides. RefSeq lists its product as uncharacterized. The record is from RefSeq and is a predicted model, not a curated record. The transcript has 2 exons. The coding region runs from base 453 to 968 and encodes 171 amino acids. NCBI's taxonomy places the organism in Eukaryota, Viridiplantae, Streptophyta, Magnoliopsida, Cucurbitales, Cucurbitaceae.